UUGUUCAAACUGCGAGAGAGUUGUUCAGUGCGCAUGACUGUAAGUAACUUGUUGGCUCGGAAAGCGUUUCAAAGCGGCAGUGCGGCGUCUAACGUCCUCAGCGUAUCCCGCUGGGGUUUACCGCUCUCGGACUAAGUUUCUCGGACGAAAAAUCCGCGAAAAGCGUUCGGAUUUUGAAUUCGAAAUGGAUUAGUCGUGUUUUGUUUUUAAUUGACUUUUUGUCAUGUUGGAAGCGGGGUUUUUCGAAACAUGGAUACAACGUGACUUUAAAGAAAUUAAUGUUGAUUUUAAUGGAAUGAUUGAACUGUAAGUGUUUGUGAUGGCGUUGAAGAGACUUGUUAUCGCCUGGGCGGUCUGGCUGGCGUUGCCAUUGGCAACGGGCCAUCUCAACGUGCUUAUCAGCCAGGCUGAAGUGAUGAAAUUGCUCGGUCUCGACGCAGAACUAUACUACGUGCGAGAGGGCGUGGUAAACACCUAUGCCACGGGCUUCAUCGUACCAGUACCUGCGCACAUAGCCGACCUGGAGUUUAUGUGGCAGUCCUUGGGCAGGAAGCCUCUGCCGUAUGUUAUGGACAUAGACUACGACAGCCGAGGGGCGAUGUUGCCGCCGCAAGUCAACAUCUCGGAGAGGGGGAUGGUGCCCACGAAGUUGCAAGCUUUCAGGGUGCGCUUGCCUUGCACCGGCAGCAGGAGCGCCGAGAUCCUGGUGACCAUGCAACUGAACAUUUCGGCCCCUGACCGCGCCCACAAAGAUGUACGGCUGCUGUUUAAGAGGAACAAGAUCUGCUUGAAAGGUCUAUCAACAGUAGUCACCCACAACGAAACCGCCAUGUUGGCUGGCGACGCCACUCGCGGCUCCAGCGGCGUAGCCUUCGCCGCCGGCGGCUGCGCGGCGGCAGCGUUGGCGUUGCUGGCGGCGGCGGCCGCGGCGGGCACGCUUUACCGCCGGGGCGGGAAGGCGCGCCAUCAUGAUUCUAUACAUACAUCAUACACCACAGCAGCCUACGGCAGUCAUCAGAACGUCCUGCUGCGACUGGAUACCCUCGGCAGACCACCGAGCUCCACUGGAUCUUAUGCUACUAUAGCCAGCUUACAUAAAUUUCCGUUUGGCAGCAGAAGAUCCCCUUCACCAUACGCGACGACCCACAUCGGUGAGCACGUGUACGCGAAGCCGGAGUCCCGAGUGUCCUACUACGCAGCCUCUAAUCUCACGCACGUCUCGCAGAACACAAUAACAAAGGACCGCAUCACAGACCCGGCUGAGCAGCUCCGAAUUCUAACGACACCUCGUUCGAACAUUCGUCUUGAGAUCCUGGUUCAUGAGGGAACGUUUGGACGAGUCUAUAAGGGGGUGUACAAACGAGGGGAUACGUAUGAAGAGGUCUUAGUUAAAACAGUGUCUGAAGCAGCAUCGGCCAUGCAAGCGGCCCUGCUCGUCGCCGAAGGCUUAAGGCUCUGUGGACUUGUCCACAAUAACGUUCUAGCACCAAUGGCAGCCUGUGCUGAAGAAGCACGGAAACCCCUUUUAGUAUAUUGCUGCGCUUCUCACUCAUCUAAUCUUAAAAGGUUCCUAACAUCGUGUCGCCUAGGCCACCAGGCAGCACCAGCAACGCGGGAGUUAGUAGAGCUUGGUGCGCAAGUGGCUUGCGGUCUUUCUUACUUACACGUCCAACGUUUUAUACAUGCUGACGUCGCUGCGAGGAAUUGCGUAGUGGAUGAGAAAUUGAGACUGAAGUUGACCGACAAUGGCCUAUCAAGGGAUUUAUUUCCUGAUGACUACCACUGUCUUGGAGAUAACGAAAACAGGCCAGUGAAAUGGAUGGCGCCAGAAUCUCUUCUACAGAACCAGUACACAACAGCUUCUGAUGUGUGGGCGUUAGGGAUAACGCUAUGGGAGCUGGCAACUCUUGGUGCUUCUCCAUUAGCUGAAUUGGAUGCUGCUGAUGUUGGAGCAUUCCUCAGCGGAGGUUAUCGCCCAUCUCAGCCACAUAACUGUCCGGAUGAACUGUAUGGCCUAAUGUCCUGGUGUUGGACCACUUCUGCAUCAGCGCGACCGACAGCACCUCAGCUUUUGGCGGCCCUUCAUGAUUUCAGACAAGCACUUAGCACGUAUAUCUAAAUUUCGUUGAUUCAGGAUCUUUCUUAACAAUUUUUUGUUUGACCAUGUCCCUGCUUUAUUCCGUUUCUAAUAAGUAUCUUUGAAAUAUGAACCUUUUUAUUUAUCCGAAACGUUUAACUUUUGGAAUUUUAUAGUCAAUUCAAAUAACUACUCGGCACUAUUUUUCGUAUACUACUAAACCCAAAGUGCCUGCCAAAGAAUCUUAAAAUCAGCUAAGUAGAUGAAACAUAAAAUCGUUCGGUAAAACCAAAGAUGUAAUGUCGGAUGGCGUAGUGCUUGAGCUAGAGAAUUGAUGUAGGAUAAAGUAAGGAAAUGCAAAACGGUGAUAUAUUUUUAAUUAAGUCAUAAGAACCCAUUAUGAGUACGAGUAUACCCAAAAUACUUAAUUUUCUUCUUGAAUAGAAGCUAGUUAGAUUGUAGGACAGUAAGUGACAUUACAGCAGGAUAUAUAUAACCAAAGGAAUUAAAUGUCCCCAAAGACGGUUACCAAAGUUUAGGUAUAAUUUUAAUAUAACCUAUAAUAUGACUAGACGAAAAUGAAAUAUAAAGUAAAUAAGUUUAAUUAUCUAAACUAGGUUGGACGGAUGCGUGUAGUAAUUUGGUCUUGUAAGAUUUAUCUAUAGCUUUUAUCAAUUUUAUGUUUCGAAUAACUACUACUAUCAGUUUUAAGAAUAUGAGUGUGAUUGUUAAUAAUAAUAAUAAUUGAUUUAUUUGAAAAGAAUAUUGUAAUAUUUAGUUUGCCAUUGUUAAUUUGUUAUACGUAAUAUAAUUUUUACACUUGUUUAAUAAUUGCACGUUUCUACAUUUUCGAAAAAUUUGGACCAAUAUCGCCCAACCUCUUGUGUACAUACGAAAUCGAUGCAAAAGGAAUUUAAUUUUGAUAAAUAGAGCCGACGGCUUUGAUUAAUUUAAUUGCGAUAUUAAUCGUUUUAGACAUAAUUAUUAGGAUAGAGUUCCUGAGGACAUAUAAGUCCGUCCAGGAAAAAAAGGAUACAACACCAAAGCAGUAGUUAGUCAUGAUAUAGUUGACGGAAUGGUUUUGAUGAAUCAUCAAUUUAAGACGAAUUCAUUAGUAGCAUCGAAAAAGAAAUAAUAAAAAGAUCACUUAGUUCAUAUAGUAUCAGUAUCCAUUGCUGGAUAGAUUCUUCAAAACCAUUGAUCGUGCAACGUUCAUGAUAAGAAGAUGUCUAUUAAACCACAAUUACUCAUAGAAAAUAUAUAAAUAUACUAUUCAAUAUAACUAGUACUUAAAACGGAAGCAUAACAAUAUUCAAAUAUACAAAUUGUGUAUAUAUAUUAAUUUAAAAAUCAAUGUCAGAUUUCUUCAAACCAUCGUAACAGUAAGAAGUACCUAAAUUGAGGUUAGAAAAUAAAUUUAUCAACAAUUUUAAAUCGGUGUCGUCAUUUAUGGUAAAAUAUACGUGUAUUACAAAGUGAGAUUUAACUAUAGAUAUUUUAACCAAUUUAUUCUCAUUAACUUUAUUACUUUUACUUUUGUUUGUUGUUUGAUCAUUGUGUUUUCUUUAUUAGUUUUUUGUAUAUUCUACUUUGAUAUUAACUAAAUGACUAUUGUUCACUGCGUUAUCAGUAUUUAAGCUACCUCAAACAUAAUCUGCUUGCUGUUUAUUCCUAAGACCCUAAAUGCUUGUUACGUUUAUUAUACCCGCUAGUAAAAUUGCUAUUUUAUAUAUAAAAAAAAACAUCAUAUUCAUUUGUAUGAUCUGUAAAUUUCAGAACUGAUGCGAACAUGUCAUUCAAUAAAAACCUAACCUCGAUCACCUUUUCAUAUUUCACUUAUAAUUUUAUGAGUAAUUAUUUAUCUACAUUAAUUCCAAUGUCAUUGACAUAAUAUAUAUAUGUAUAUGCUAUUAAUACUUGUAUCUAAACAUGUUAUGGAUCAAACAGGGUCUUUAACUCUUAGGCAUUAUACGUGUUUCUUAAUUUUAAUGUGUUGCGCUUUCUACUAAUACUUCGUAGCUUGAUGUUAACUUUUCUAUUGUAAAAUCGGUGUUCUUGUAAGAUUCUAGAAAUAAGCAGCACCCUAAACCAUUAGAAUAUAAUUAAAACCUGUAAUUUUGCGAUCGGUAUUGAACAACAUGCAAAUAUGUAACAUGAAAUAGCUAUAUUAUAAUGAUUUGUAUUAAGAGGACGAGGAGGAGUCAGUACCUAAAAAAUAAAUGUAAUUUAAAAAAAUCUACUUUAAAUUCAUUAGUGAUUUUUCGAGUCACCGAUCUAUUCUACGAAUCUAAAACUUUCAUGACUACUCUUAGAAUGUUUGCUAACAUCUAAAAUAGCCCUAAGUCCGUGGACUGGACGCACGUGGCGAACUACCGCUUGCGCCGCCCGGCUCCGAGCGGCACGAUCAAAAUGUAAAAGCCUUGAAUGAGUCUGUUUUGGACGACAGUGGCGACUGUUUUCCGCGCCACCCGUCGCCCCGCUCGCCGAGUCGCGCGCCCAGUGCGUCCAGUACAGUUGGACAUCAGUACUUCUAAAAAUUGUAUAGAUAUAAAAACGCGUCAUUUUGUAUAAUGACUGAGUGCCAGAUGAAUGUGAUUGUAUGUUAUAUGUUGAACUGUGUUUAAAUUAUAAUAUAAGUAACUGUUUCUAGUGGUAAAUGGAUGUAUUGUAAUCAAUAUGGCUUCAAUGGCGAAUGAAACGAAAUAAAGGUUAUUUUAUAUUAUA
Molecule: messenger RNA, 4801 nt
Organism: Cydia pomonella (codling moth)
Lineage: Eukaryota; Metazoa; Arthropoda; Insecta; Lepidoptera; Tortricidae
Gene: Drl-2
Product: tyrosine-protein kinase Drl
Exons: 13
Coding region: 320-2119 (599 amino acids)
Biological process (GO): axonogenesis; multicellular organism development; protein phosphorylation
Cellular component (GO): signaling receptor complex
Molecular function (GO): ATP binding; protein kinase activity
Source: RefSeq, a predicted model, not a curated record